Scutellospora calospora is the source of this 214-nucleotide messenger RNA. The record is from the annotation of a GenBank genome assembly. Lineage: Eukaryota; Fungi; Glomeromycota; Glomeromycetes; Diversisporales; Gigasporaceae.
GUGCGCAAGUUAGGUGGGAUUCCAUUAGUUCUGAACCAAUGUAAUAUUGACGACAAUAAUCCAUAUAUUCGUGAAUACGCUAUAUUCGCACUUCGUAAUUUGUUAAUUAACAAUUCUGAAAAUCAAAAACUUGUUAAAGAACUUGAGCCAAUUGAACCAGUUCAGAAUGAUAUUUUGGGUGAAAUUGGCAUUAUAACAGAGCUAGGAAACAAUG